Molecule: messenger RNA, 4493 nt
Organism: Musa acuminata subsp. malaccensis (wild Malaysian banana)
Lineage: Eukaryota; Viridiplantae; Streptophyta; Magnoliopsida; Zingiberales; Musaceae
Source: RefSeq, a predicted model, not a curated record
GUGCUGAAUUGGGCUGAUAAAUUCGAGCAAGCUUCAGGUCAAAUGAACCUUAAUUUGCAAGUGCCACAUGCAUCCCAUGAACAAUUGUUCAAUCAUUCUUUUAGGCAGUGAAAACAUGUAAUCUUCUAAUGCCUACAUAUGAAACUUACAGUUUGCAAUCAAUUUUUCUAGUACCAAGUUCAAAGCCUAGGGAUAAGUAGUCAACCACAGGUGUCAUCUCCACCUUCCUAAGCGAUUCAUGUCCCGUAGAACCUAAAAUAUCUGCAACUCUUGCAGAAUUACAAUGCAGAGUUCAACUUGAAAUCAUGACAUCCUGUUGCUUGUAGCAUAGUAAAUAGGCAUUAGAGUUGAGCAAGGCAUGACUCAAUGAUGCACAGGUGGUAGCAAUCAUUCCAGCAUCUAGUGUUUUAGGCAAAGUGGAAGUGGUGGAAACCACUGCAACCCUUUGUAUAGGGGAGAGAAAGAGAAAGGGAGAACAGAAGGGGCCCAACCUGAGUCUUUUUAUUGCAUUAUAGCAUGUUGAGUUCCACCAAAGGAAACAACAAUAAUUAGGUUGAAAAUAAGAAAGAAAUGACUCUAAGAGAAUCCAAUGCACCUGGCUGUGACUUCAUCACCAAGCCAGCUUGACAAACAUAUAUAUAAGUCUUGAUUAUGCAUUCUCUCGGGAUCGUUUUCUCUGCCGAAGCCGAAAGUUGAUCCAGAAUUAGCUGCCGUCUGAUUGCAUGCUAACGAGUUUCAGACUGGCAAAGAAAAUCUAACCAAGCUGGGUCCAGUGAGCAGACUAUUCCAAUUAUUUCUCCUUGCAAUGCCAACAUCUGAUGUGAUAGAAGCUUUUUCUUUUUGAAAAGAAAAAGGACAUGUACAGUUGUUGCAGCUAUGAGCAGAUCAGUCACCAUAUAUGUGUGCCAUCAUUCAAUUGCAAGCAAGUUGAUGAUCCAUAAGGAACUUGUAGUUUAAGCAAUGGAUUGGGUUCAACAUCAGGAAAUCCCCAUCGGUGCACUGCAGGACUCAGAAUCAUCAUGGUAUAGAGUCUUUUCUGUCUUUCUACUUAUAGUCACAUGAUCUCUUUGGCAGUGCCAGACAUUGUACUUCUGACCACAAGUCUUCUUGAAAUUGCAGAAUUUGAAUUGGUAGUCACAAUGGGCAAUGAGAUGGGGAACCAAAUCGUCACUGCUACUCGAGAACAUGAAGAUGAAGAUGCUACUGACAUGAUGACCCAUUCUUCAAAUUCUCCUGCUACAUCGAAUGUCAUACAUGGUUCCCUUGAUCAUGACAAGCAAACAGUUUUUGAACAGCACGGAGAAGAGAAUACAACUAUCGACAAACUCUCGACAGCUUUGAAUGUGUCAAAUGAUGCAGAAUAUCAAAAUGAUGUGAACAGAAAAAUCUUGUCAGCUGAAUCUGAGAUAUCAUAUGAUAACACAGGGUCAGCUUAUGUCGAGCCACCACCAGCAGAUGACAAUCUACAUCAGAAGACAUUAGAAGUGGAAGAUGAGAAGAAGAUACAAGUUUUAGACAUAUUGCCUAAAAAUGAAGAAGCAUACUUAAUUCCAUCAGUAGAGAUAAAGUAUGAUGGUGAAGAGAAACAAUCAAGUGUAAAAUGUGAUGAGUUAUCCAGAGGCAUCAUUGGAAAAAUGGCUAGCAAUCUGGAUGCUUCAGGAUCAUAUGAAAAAGAUGAUAAAAUGGAAAUAUCAGCUACCAACCAAACAUUAGAGAAUAAUAAAUCUAGUGAAGAGAGUUUUCUGAUGGGCAGUGAUAAGGCAUUUGAUGAAAAUGAGAAAGAGAUUGGAAAGAAAAAUUCUGUUGCAUGUGACAUACAUGAAUGUGUGUUGCAAUCGAAUAAGAGUUUGUCAACUGAAUCAAUCGAUAUUGUUUUUCUGGAUGCUGUUGGUACUGAAAUUAAAAGCUUGCUUACAGAGAAUGAUCAAAAAGAAAUCAAAGAAUUAUCUAAAACAGAACCUCAUGAAUGCCACACAAUCCUAAAUGUGAUUAGUAAUGACUGCGAAGUAGGAAUACUAGAAGAUGUAAAGACGGACAACAUUCAGAUCAGCAAUUUUCAUACUCAAGCAAAGACCAAUGAUUGUAGUCAAAGAAAACAUGAAACAGAGAAAAUUGGCUUACAUGAUUUAUAUUUUGAAGAACCUAUCCACACAAGCCAAGCAAAAAUGACUGUGACUGUGGAGGAAAACCAACAGGAAAACAAUUCAAGUUUGAUCACUAGGGACUGUGAUAAAGGCACAGAGCAAGAGGAGAUAGUGAAGGGAAAAGAAUUGAUGGAAACUCCAGUCUUAGAUAAAAAGCAAGAACAACAUGUGGAAUAUGUAAAUGAAGAGCAAAACAAGAAAAACAAACUAGUCAGGGACAAUGAAGUCAUUGGGAAAAGACCAUUUGACCCUUCACUGUUAUUAGAUCCUGUUGCAAAAAUGAGCAAAGACAUAGUGAAGGAAACAAAUGAGAAAUUUAUAACAAGUAAAAAAAUAAAUGAGAUGACAAGUUCUAGUGAAGGCUUGAGCAGCGAAACCAAUCCUUUGGAAGACCAUGAUAUCACCAUUGGGGAAAGGCUUCACUCAAAACUAACUAAUCCGAUUGAUGAGGUGAGUGGAGAUAUGAUGAAAAAGGAAGAAUGCAACACAGGAAAAGGAACUACAGAAGAAAAAAUUUGCCAUCAAAUUGAAGAAGUGUUUAAUGCAACUAUGUAUGAGAAGGCUGACAUAUGUGAGAUAAAUUUAGUGGAAACUAAGGUACAAUAUUCACCUCUGGCAGAACCAUCCAAUCUGAAAUUCAAUGUUAUUCAGCCAGAUCACAGGUUACCUGAAUGCUCAGAAGAGUUCAAGCAGAAAGAAGCUGCAGAGGAAUCUGAAAUGAUGAAUAAAAAAGAUCUUAGUUCCAGUUCUCAUUUUGGUGAAUGUCUUGACAUUAAUUCAGUGCUCCCAAAUAUUAGAGAAACACUACCUUCACUUCUGUCAGAACAAUCUAAUCUGAAAUUUAAUGUUAUUCAGCCAGAUCACAGGUUGUCUGAGUUUUUUGAAGAGUUUGAACCGAAAAAAGCUGCAGAAGAAUAUGAAAUACUGAAUCAAGAAGAUCUGAGUGAUUGCCUUGAUAUCUAUCCAGAUCUCUCAGAUAUUGCAGAUACAAAUUAUGAGCAAAAUUUUGAAUUAGAUAUGAAGAAAAGUUCCCAAACUGAGUUAAAUGUAUUGGUGAGCAAGAUCAAAACUCAAGCAGUGCCAAAAGUUGAAGAUGAUGGGAAGAUUUUGGAUUCCGUAGUAAAGACUGAAGAAGAAGAAUGCAGUCUCGCACCUGGAUCAGAUACAGACAGAGACCUUAAAACAUUCCAAACUGCAUCAGUGAGCAAUAUGGAUACUCAAGCAAUGCUGGAUGAGAAGAUUUUGGAUUCUGAUUCUAAGACUGCAGAACCACAAUGUCAUCUCCAUGGAUCUGUAUUUUAUACAGACACAAAUCUUGAAUCAUGUCAAACCAAUAGAGAAUUCACCCUUGAACCAAAUCAAGAUGAGAUAAAUGCAUCAGUGACCAAGAUGCAAAUUCAAGCGAUGCUGAAAGUAGAGGAUGGUGAGAAAAUUAUGGCUUCUUUGAUAGAAUCUAAGACUGUAGGAAAAGAAUGCAGUCUCCAUGCACCUGGAUCUGAUACAGACACAGAUGUUGAAGAAUUCCAAAGCAAGACAGCACUAACCCUUGAACCAAAUCAAGACAAGUUUGAUGUAUGGACUGCCAAUGAUGUAAGUGAAAAACUUGAAAAAUCCAGUGAUGGAACCUUUUUGUUGAAGCAACAAGAUUUGAAGGAAGCUUCAGUAUUCCCUUCAACAGAAGAUGUAAAAGAUCACACGAAUUCAUCCAGCAGAAAAGCCCAAGAAUAUGACUGUGAUGAAAACACAGAAAGAUGCCAACAUAUUGCAGAAACUGCAGAUGUGAUGCUACAAUCCAACAACAAUGUAUUUGAUAAGAGUCCACUGCAAUCACAAGGAAGACUAAAGGACAAUGACCCUUCUGCAAUGGAAAGAAGUAAUUCCCUGAAACUGCAAACACCACUUCACAGCCUUAUGAAAGAAGCACAUGUUAUGGAGCCACUGGAGAAAAAGGAAGACCUCAGUUUAAACAAGAACAAGUAUGAGGUGUGGAAGUCUUCAGCGGAGGAAUUCAUCGCUACACCAACCAGGGGAAAAGGGAAGCAGAAGCACAGAUCUUCCUUCUUCAGCAACUUCAUGUGUUGCACAACAGGCACAAAUUAAUAGCUCUAUUUUACAACAUAGUUUUGCCUAUAAAGGUUAUUUGCUUUUUUCUUUAUCCAAAUUCUAUUAACUGGAAGAGUUGCAAUAAGAUUGUGAGAUGUUUGUGGUUUCAAUAAGGGGAAGCUGCUAAAUGAUUGGAGAGAAAUAUUGUACUGGAAUGUUCAACUUUUGCUUUGUUUUUGACAAGAUUGUGAAAGGGUUUCAUUGGAGGUUUUUAAUUGCAUAAAAAACCAAUAAUUUUCCUCUCAA